This is a messenger RNA of Aegilops tauschii subsp. strangulata, 1181 nucleotides long. RefSeq lists its product as uncharacterized. The record is from RefSeq and is a predicted model, not a curated record. NCBI's taxonomy places the organism in Eukaryota, Viridiplantae, Streptophyta, Magnoliopsida, Poales, Poaceae.
GGAAGGAGGUUGGGAGGAGGGAAGGGGGACGCCACCGGUCUGCGCGGUCGGCCGCUGGUCUCGGAGCCCGCGAGCGCGCGCCACUGCUUGCGUGGCCCGUACUUCCGGCCUGUGUACGGGAGGAACCCAGCCGGGCCGGCCCGUCUAGGCCCACGGUCAUUUGAGAGGCCUUGUCCCAUCAGACAGCAGUGGCAUUCUGGAGAUUAACGGAGAGACGAACUCGCCCGCCAGCGCCCCGGCGAAUCAGACUGUCAGAGAACGGGGACCAACACAGCGCCCGGAUUCUCGUCCAUUUCUGUGUCAGUUUCCCCACACGCGCGAACAUCUUUCUUCCUCCGUUUCCGGAUGAGCCAACUGCCUCCUUCCUUCGGUUGAUUGGGUUCAUCUUCUCCCCUCUCCGAGUCCGGCGUCCGGCGAGAUUUCGCGGGUUUCCCCCGGUGGGCAGAUCUUGCGUCGAAGCAGACUGACCAGAGGCGAGGCAAUGCGGUCGCUGUCAUUGCUCUCGCAGUGCCUUGUCGGCUUACUGUCUCAUGACAAGGCCGCGGCGCACUGCAGCGACAUCGUGCCCGUGAGGUACCACUCGCGCCUGCCGUCGCCGGCCGUCGAGAUCGUCCCAUCACAGAAUGUUCAUCCAUACAAGUAUGCGGGCGACAAUAUUCAAGUGCACAGCAUGAAUAUAUUCAAGGGGAAGUUUAGUGUGUACUUACUACUUGGAAAGGUGAAGGUCUAGAUUUAAUUAUCUUUUACACUAGGGCCCUUGAAAUGCCGUGAGAGUUCACUCGAGCUAGUUAAUGUUAUGAAGAAUGAGAUCCGUGAUGGGCUAUUGACAUUCAGAAACAAACGUGUUUUAGAGCUGGGCUGUGGAUAUGGGCUUCCUGGGAUACUUUCUUGCCUGAUGGUACAGCAGCUAUAUCCAUGUUUUCUCUUAAUUACUUUAACGAAGUAACCUCAGAUUUCACUUGCCAUCAGUCUCCCACAUCAUUUACCAUGGUGACUUAUAGUGAUCUAAAUGCUCUUAUAUUUCUUUACAGAGGGUGUAUAUUACUGUUUAUUGUUUCUGUUAGAUGUGUAUAGUCCCUUUUUGGUACAUCCCCAUUGUAUAAGGAGUUUCUUGCACUUUACCACACAUGUAUAUGUAAUGGCCUUUGGCCUUCGGUGAAUACUAGUUGCCCAUUAUCCAA